This is a messenger RNA of Hyaloscypha bicolor E, 615 nucleotides long. RefSeq lists its product as uncharacterized. The record is from RefSeq and is a predicted model, not a curated record. NCBI's taxonomy places the organism in Eukaryota, Fungi, Ascomycota, Leotiomycetes, Helotiales, Hyaloscyphaceae. Bases 1 to 615 code for a protein of 204 amino acids. The transcript is spliced from 4 exons.
AUGUCAAAGCCAAUCACCUUCGUCCCCUUACCUAACGAGUUCAUUCAUGAGGUUCUCUCUGCCGCUACUCAUGAAAAAGGCCAAAUGCUCAAGAUUGUCGAAGCCACUUGGUCCGGUGAGGUUAACGGCGAAGCCGGGCACUUGAAUGGCACUGCUCAUCCGGUCUGGGCUCAACUGAAGGCAAAGCAUCCUGAGCUUGAGCUCCCGAAGGACAACAAGGCUGCCUUGGAUGCUCUGAAUGCGAGAGCUCCUCAGAAUAAGGUUCUCCCUCCACUCUGUGCUCCAGCGCGUGGUUACCCAGAGUGGCAAAAGGCCACCAUGUUCAAUGCUGAGGUCUGCGUGGGUUAUCUAUUCGGCCUCGAUGCACGAAUCCUCUGGGUCUCUGGCCCCGGAUAUCGUGCCGUGAUUUGCUGCAGUGCUGGGGAUAAAGUGUGGCUCUGCAAUGAUGUAGAACACUACUCGAUCGAGCCCGUCUCACCUUACUUGGGAAGCUAUGCUUCAGAUAUUCCCAAUGACUGCCACGGCGCCAGUAUCAUUGCUGGUGGCCAAAUGUUUGAUACUGACGGCUACAACAUUGUUGUCAAUGGUAAAGGCGGCUGGAAUGGCCCUUGCUAG